AUGUCACCCGCCAUGGGCGUAGGCACGAACCGCCCCGUUGCGCCUCGUCCAUCAUCAUCACGACAGAUCCAGCCGACCCCUCCGAGUGCGAGCGGUAGCAGGAAUGAUUCCACAAGACGGGCUAACGUAAGUGCCCGAUCUUCAGGAAAUUCGUCGGGUACUUCCUCAGUUCCCCUGUCCCAGAUCGAGAAGAGUGUAACACAUCUCCUUGUCGCCACAAAACAGCUGCUGGAGACCCUUACACAAUGGUCGCGAGGGAACGCCACCGACACGCAGGUGUCCGAUGUAUAUGUCCGCCUGGGCUACGAAUUCAACAUGGCCUGCCGCGCCUUCACCGCCAUCAAUGUCGACACAUCAGACCUGGGCAAUGUACCAGAACUGCUGCGGACCAUUUUGGAGGCCACUUUGAGCCAGGAAGCGAGCGCUGAGAGUUUGGAGAAAUAUCUGCCCAAGAUCCGGGAUAUCAUCAUCAACCUACUCCAUGGGCUCAAGCGGAAGCAAACGAGGCUGAGACAGAAGCAACAGCGCGAGAGGGAGAUUGCUCCUUCAGGCGAUCAGAGCGGCUCCGGUGGCGCUGCCGCCGCGAGCAACCCUUCUAUACCAGCGCGCACCACCAGCUCGAGUACAACGGGUAGCGCCAACACGGGACUUACAACUCUGUUGAACGAGGGUCUGGAGGAAGGAUAUGGGCAAAGAGAAGAUGGGCGCAGCAAUGCGAUGGGCUCUCCUCGGCGCUAUGCUUCUCAACGGGACCCUUCUCGCGGCUCGGUUAACUCGGAGCAGUCGAGUCUCUCUAGCAACACCAUGCAGAAUAUUCCCGUUCUCCCACCCUACCCCGGUGAUGAGACAAUCCCAUCCGGGCCUUCGGCAAGCGACUUGAGUAGCUUAGACAAUUUUCCUCCUCCGCCGCCGCCGCCCAAGGCAUCGCAGCAAAGCGCGCUGGCGGCUUUGCAGAGAGGUGGUGACCUGGAAAGGAGGGCGUCUCGGAGAUACUCGGCUUACCAAAUCCAGAAGCACCUUGGUGCUCAGGCACCAGGGAUCCCAAUGCUCCCACCCCAGACUACCCCGGUGCCCAACCGCGGACGGGGGGAGAUCAGGGAGUCGAUGCGUGCGAUGCAGGCCCGGGACAAUCUUGGCCACAAGCGCAAUGUCUCCAGCCGGUCACGGGCCGUUGCCCUUGAUUCUUCUCCCGUCCGUGUCCCCAGCCGGGUCUCGGAGGAGCCAGAAGGCUCUGCCGAGCUGUCGGCCUCGAAGGCAGAACUGCCCGUGCCUGAAUCGCCCGAGGACAAGUACCGGCCAAGCGCCACUUUGAAUGGGCCACUGAGCGACGAUCUGACGCUCAUCGGUGCCGAAGAUGCAGCCCAGGAGAAGCGCACAGUGCCAACUCCAGCGCGAGUCCCGCCAGCAGCCAGAGCCCAAACUCCAGAGAAGCCACCGAGCACUGUGACAGAGACGUCGCCCGCCUCGACGAAGGAGCUCACUCUAUUCCUGCAGUACAAGUCCAAGGUUAAGAAAUUCGUGCUCCCCGAAGGAUACGAAGAGUUAUCAAUUGGGCGCUUGCAACUAGCUUUUAUCGAGAAGUUCUCGUGGAACACGCAGCAAAACGGCGCCGACUUGCCAGACAUUUAUAUCCAGGACCCUAUCUCAGGCGUGCGGCACGAGCUGGAAGAUCUCUCGGACAUCAAAGACCGCACCGUUCUCGUGCUCAAUGUGGAACCACUGGAUGAAGUCAAGAAGCACAUUGACGAUGGCCUCGGCUCGCUCAAGCAGCUGGUGCAGGAGAUGAAGCAGAACGUCGAUGACCAGGGGGUAGCUUUACAGAGGGUAUCGGAGCGGCAGCAGGAGACGGCCAAAGACGUGGCGCGGUUGGCCGCCGCUCCACCUACCAUCAUGGCGGCGCCCGUUGACUCUCCAAAGCACACAGGGCCGGUUUCAGCAUCGCGCAAACUUAGCUCGGCGCAACUCUCUGAGAUACAGAGCCUUCGGCGCGACCUCGCUGUCCUCCGCCAGACCUACUCCAACUUUCAGUCCGAAAUCCAAGGCUCCAUGUCGGCCCUCCGCAACAAGGCUAACAACGUUAAAGUGGCGGCCGCCAAGGUGGCGGUGCCAGAUAUCGAGGGCGAUACUGGCCGCGCAUACGUAGUCAACGGACGCAAGCAGCUCAACACGGACAGCGACCGGCUCGUCAACAAGGUCGACGACCUGCAGGACCUCGUAGAGGACCUCCGCAAGGAUGUCGUUCACCGCGGCGUGCGUCCCUUGCCGCGCCAGCUCGAGGCCGUCACCCGCGACAUUAGUCUCCUCACCAAAGAGCUCAACAAAAUGGAGGAGUACAUGAAGCGCGAGAAGCCCAUCUGGACCAAGAUUUGGGAAAAGGAGCUGGAGGAUGUCUGUCAGGGGCGGGACGAGCUGCGGCUGAUGGAGGAUCUGAUUGUCGAUUUACGAGACGACCUAGAGAAGGCCAGCGAGACAUUUGCCCUUGUCGAGCAGGCCACCAAGGAACAGAUGAAAGACGCUGGCGCGGGGGGCGGCGGCGGUGGGGGCCCUGGCGGAGUGGUGGGUAGGCAGUUCAGUAAAGGACUAAACAGCAUACGGGAGAAUGCGGCCAUGAUCGACCCGAGGGACGCCAAGGAGGGCGUGCUGGGCGAGGUCAGAGCGCUCCAGCCGAAUCAUGAGAACCGCCUCGAAGCGAUUGAGCGAGCCGAAAAGCUACGCCAAAAGGAGCUGGAGAGCAGGCGGGAGAACCCGCUGAAGAAAGAGCUGGCUAAUUUCGUUGAGGAGGGCAAGCUCAAGAAGUCUGGCGGUGUGGAGGAGGUGGAGCGGGCGAGGAAGGCCAAGGAGGAAAGGAUUCGCAGGGAGGUGUGGGAGCGCCAGAACGGAAUCAUCCCCGAGAAUCCUGUCGGGGAGGAGGCCGGUGAGGGAGAGCAGCCCAAUGGCUCCGCCGAAGCGGUCGCGGGUGAAGGGUGA
Molecule: messenger RNA, 2967 nt
Organism: Canariomyces notabilis
Lineage: Eukaryota; Fungi; Ascomycota; Sordariomycetes; Sordariales; Chaetomiaceae
Product: AIP3-domain-containing protein
Exons: 2
Coding region: 1-2967 (988 amino acids)
Biological process (GO): establishment of cell polarity
Cellular component (GO): cell tip; cytoplasm
Molecular function (GO): cytoskeletal regulatory protein binding
Source: RefSeq, a predicted model, not a curated record